Molecule: messenger RNA, 1589 nt
Organism: Mustela erminea (ermine)
Lineage: Eukaryota; Metazoa; Chordata; Mammalia; Carnivora; Mustelidae
Gene: NKAIN3
Product: sodium/potassium transporting ATPase interacting 3
Exons: 7
Coding region: 39-650 (203 amino acids)
Biological process (GO): regulation of sodium ion transport
Source: RefSeq, a predicted model, not a curated record
UCUCUCCCCGCGCGCGCCGCUCGGACGCCGCCGGCACCAUGGGCUGCUGCACCGGGCGCUGCUCGCUCAUCUGCCUCUGCGCGCUGCAGCUGCUCUCAGCCUUGGAGAGGCAAAUUUUUGACUUCCUUGGCUUCCAGUGGGCACCAAUUCUUGGGAAUUUUCUACAUAUAAUAGUCGUCAUAUUGGGUUUGUUUGGAACUAUUCAGUACAGACCUCGAUAUAUUGUGGUGUACACAGUAUGGACUGCCCUCUGGGUCACCUGGAAUGUGUUCAUUAUCUGCUUUUAUUUGGAAGUAGGUGGACUCUCUAAGGAUACAGAUCUGAUGACAUUCAACAUUUCUGUACACCGGUCAUGGUGGCGGGAACAUGGGCCCGGCUGUGUCCGAAGAGUGCUGCCUCCAUCGGCCCACGGCAUGAUGGACGACUACACGUACGUCUCCGUCACAGGCUGCAUUGUUGAUUUCCAGUACCUAGAGGUCAUCCACAGUGCUGUCCAGAUACUCCUCUCGUUGGUUGGUUUUGUGUAUGCCUGUUAUGUGAUCAGUAUUUUCAUGGAAGAAGAGGACACCUUUGAUUUCAUAGGCGGACUUGAUGCACACUCCUACUACCAGGAUCAUGUUGAGUUAAAGCCUGUUAACCUGUCGAAAUAAGUAAUGACACUGACUCUGAAACACGGCUGCUGAACUUGACUGAGGAAUUCAGGCACCACUGAGAGCACCUCUCCGCAUUGACACGUCUCACCUCCUCCCAGAGGAUGGACUGCGCCUCCCUCCUUCCCCGCGAGUCACCGAGUUCUUUGGUCACAGCCUAUGUGUUAUUAGCAUUGUGCGCUAGAGGUGUAGGUGAUCGGGUGGGUAUUUUUUAAGUCAUUUUCUUCUUACAUGAAUACUUGUAAAUUAUUUAAAAAUUGUUUUUUCAUUUUUUAACAAUAUUUGAUGUGAGGCAUGCAAAAUGAAAAAAAAAAAUGUCAUGAAAGCCUUCUACAGUCUAUUCUAAAAGAAAUACUGGUUCUUGUAUUGAGGUGUCCAGUCAAUGUUGCUGAGGACCGCAGUUACCCUAUGCCAGAUGGACUCUGCAUUAACAGAUAUUACGGGGAGCUAUUCACCAUGAACUUAGAGCUGUGACAGCUGGUGAAUGGGUGCAAACAGGGGAUCUGGGUUUCAGACUGACCAUGGGGCAUUUUCUUGACACCACAUGACAAAACAUGAAGUCCUCCUUCGUUCUCAACUUUCCAGAAUGCAGAAUAACAUCACACCGUCUAAAUUUUCAGAUUCGUGCACGUUAUCUUGUUCUUCCUGUGUUCUGGAAAUUACAUCAUGGGUGUAUAGAAGAGUAACAUGAUUAGCAGACAUCUUUCUACUUUUGGAGGGUACAUGGGUAUCUCUGGCGUUUGUAUUUUCUAUUCUUUAUCCCAGUUCUGACACUGGUGUCCAGCCAAAACAUACAGCUUCUAGGCUUGGGAGACAGAAAUCACAACCAUAAAUCUGCAAUCAGGAAUGUUGCUGUUAAGAUAACCAAAAGGAGCUUUAAAAUGGUGUGGAAUCUCUAUAAAGGCUUCUUAAAAAGAUACUUACAUUUGUUCAACAUCA